GAAACCAUCCCGAUUAUCGUGGCCGGGUAUAAGAUCUGGCCUAUUGCGUCUAUUAUCAGCUUCAGCUUCGUGCCUGUCAACCGGCGCAUUGUCUUCCUAAGUUUUGUUGGCUUGCUCUGGGGUAUUUAUAUGAGUUUGGUUGCUCAGAGGGUGUGAGGGAUCGGUUCUCUCUGUCCUAUGUUAUGCGUUCCAUGCUUCUGUGUGCUGCUUUGUGUAGUACGGGCCACCGCAUUUGACGAGUUUGCGAGGUAUAUGGAUGUCUUUGGGGGAGGAGUCCAUGGGUGGGCUGCGGGAACGCGGGUUCGGUCCACCGCACCCCAUUAUUACCCAUCGCUCGUGUGUCCCUUCUCCACAGUGCAAAAGAGUACCCUUCUUUUCACCUCUCCCUAUGGGCUUUCUUCUUCAUUCUUCGUUUAUGAGUUCCCUCCGUGGAUUGGGCGGGGAUUCCGUGGACAGUCAUCCGCUAGAAGGGACAAUAGCUUAUGGUGUAUCACGAUUCAGGCCAAGAGUAGGAUCAUCAUGUACAUUACGUGUACAACGACGGUUGUAGAGGAGAGCAUCAAUUAACAUGAAUUGUUUAUUUUCACUUCGGACAAAAUG
Messenger RNA from Sodiomyces alkalinus F11, 600 nucleotides. RefSeq lists its product as hypothetical. Lineage: Eukaryota; Fungi; Ascomycota; Sordariomycetes; Glomerellales; Plectosphaerellaceae. The transcript has a single exon. The record is from RefSeq and is a predicted model, not a curated record. The coding region runs from base 178 to 567 and encodes 129 amino acids.